Messenger RNA from Habropoda laboriosa, 3456 nucleotides. RefSeq names its product SAFB-like transcription modulator. Gene Ontology annotation, molecular function: sequence-specific DNA binding; RNA binding. The record is from RefSeq and is a predicted model, not a curated record. NCBI's taxonomy places the organism in Eukaryota, Metazoa, Arthropoda, Insecta, Hymenoptera, Apidae. Gene Ontology annotation, cellular component: nucleus. Bases 211 to 2901 code for a protein of 896 amino acids. The transcript is spliced from 15 exons. Gene Ontology annotation, biological process: regulation of transcription by RNA polymerase II; regulation of mRNA processing.
UAAAUGGCGACGACGAUGGAUAGUUCGUCUCAAAGUGUGUUGUCGUAACUUUGCAUUUGUGAUUUUUGAAAAAUCCUUUAACUGUUCUCUUUGUACACGUAAUUCCGUUAUACAGCACCGUGUAUAUGUAUGAGAAUUCGUUCGUAACCUUCUGUAUCCGAGAGCGAUAGAUUUUCAAGUAUAAGCGUACCUAGUGUCGGACAUUUCUAUAUGAGAAUAAUGGCCGAUGUCGAAGGAAAAAAGCUCACCGAGCUGCGAGUUAUAGAUUUGAAGACAGAACUCGAGCGGCGUGGACUAGACAAAUCUGGCAAUAAAGCGGCACUUCUUGAGCGUCUCUCCAAAUCUAUAACCGACGAAGGGCAAGAUCCUGAUGAAUAUUUGAUCGUGCCAUGUGGUGGAGUUUGCAAAGUUAGCCCAAGAAAAAACAGCGUGACUGGUACACUGAAUCCAGAUGAAUCUGUCGAUGCACCAGAGAAUCAAAAAGAAGAAACUACAGAGGUAGUGGAUAAUAACGAAGGAAAAGUUAAGACAGAAACGAAACCGAUCAUGGAAGAAGAUGUAACAGUAUCCAAGACUGAGGAGCCUCAAGUUGACAUUCAAAGCAAUGCUAACAAGGAAACAGAGCACAAGCAACAGGAGCUUAAGAAUCAUUCGAAUAAGAUAUCAUCCGAAAAUACCCAGGUUGUUGAAAAGAAAGUAGAAUCAGAUGCAGCUACCAUGGUAAAUCAAGCCUCAACUAAUUCAGCAUCGACCGUCGAGGCUAACGGUAUCGACAACGAAGAUUCCAUCAAUCUAACUAUUGGAGAAGAUGAAGAAAAUCUCCUCGCCGAGGAGACAGAGUCUCACGACAGGCAUAAGGAUGGAGGAGAGAAGAAGAAAGUGGAAGAGAACAACAAGAAGGGAGACUCUAAAGGGAGCGGCAGAGCAGAAGCCGGCGCCAACAACAAGGAAGGGACGACAUCAGGUGGAAACGUCGGGACGAAGAGCAAGCAGGACGGUGGUGGAGACGGAAGCAAGAGUGUGGAGUCUAGCAACAAGAGUCAGAAACGGGACGACAAAGACAAGAAGACUUCGCAAGUCAGCCCCGUGAACGCAAGUAGUAGAAACUUAUGGGUUUCCGGAUUAUCAUCGAGCACUCGGGCAACAGAUUUGAAGCAAAUAUUUUCGAAAUACGGAAAAGUGAUAGGUGCGAAAGUGGUUACGAACGCGAGAACUCCAGGUGCAAGAUGCUACGGAUACGUGACCAUGUCGACUAGCGAGGAUGCCGCAAAGUGUAUACAACAUUUGCACAGGACUGAACUUCACGGGCGUGUGAUAUCCGUCGAAAAGGCGAAAGGCGACACUCAACAGAGUCAUAUGCGUAAACGAGAUACUACGAAUGGAAAAUCGGAAAAAAAGGAAGAGAAGGAAAAGGCAGCGAAGGAUAAUCACGAUGUUAACGAUCGGAAGGAGAAGGAAACGAAAAAGGAAACGGAGGAUAAAGGUUCGGAAGCAACGAAAAAAUCGGACGAAAAGAACAGCGAGAACGUCGAGAACAAAAAAGCAGCGGCAGAGGUGCAAGAGAAGAAAGACGAAGCCUCGAAGGACAACGAUUCCCGUUCGACUAAAUCAACGAGCAAAAAGCCGGAGAGUGAUAGAGGGAGGCGCGAUGAGAAGAGAAUUCGUUCCUGGGACCAUCAUCGGUCUCACACUCGAUCCCGUAGCCGCGAACGACGUAGACGCGACGACGUAUUGACGUUCGCCAAGAUUAGGGUAAAUGCGCCUGAAGAACGGGAGAGGCAAAGGUUACGCGAAAGAGAAAGAAUGCUUCGCGAAGAGGAACGGCGAAGAAGAGAAGAUAUGGAGCGACAACGAGAAGUGGAACGUAGGCAACGAGAAGAGGCUGCACGGCUGGAACGAGAACGAGAGAAAUUACGAAGGGAGAGAGAGAGAAUCGAACAGGAAAAGGCCGAAUUGCUUCGAUUGGAACGGGAACGUCAGAAACUGGAACGAGAGAAGCUGGAGCGGGAAAGAUUGGAACUGAAGAGGCAACAAUUGCGAUUAGAGGAGAGUAGACGCGCCCCACCGCCACCGUCCAUUAAGCGAUCUUCCAGCGACAGAAGGGAUCCGAGAGACAUGUACGUGGAGCCUGAUAGGAAGCGUAUGGCCACCGAGCACAGUCGAAGACAUACUCCCGAACGAGUGAGCGAUCGCCGCGGUGAAAUUUUGGACCGCGUUUCGGACAGACGAUUGGACGCGUCGCCACCUACUCGUUACGAGUCUAGCAGAUCCGCUCAAGAUUUAGGGUUGAAGAAAGAAUUUAAACGCAGUAGCGAGUUCACUUCGCGUAGUACUCGUCCGGAAAGCUUUUCGGAGGUAUCCCGUGGUAGAGAAGUGAUCGUCCGCCGGGAAGCUCUUAGCACGACAGCAACGUCUAUCGACCCUCGGCAAGUUAAGGAAAGGUAUGAACGUGCAAGUACAACCACUUAUACUCGCGACCGCGAUGUUCGACGUUCCGAUACGGAUACGCAUAGAAGCUCCAGGGACAGUCACACGCGGUACAGUGAAAGCUUCAAACCCACGAGUUCUAGUACUCCACGUGACAGUCGUUACGUCGAGAGCAAUCGAACAACCAGUAGCUGGCACUCCGGACCUCCAUCUACGAAAUCGUUUAAUUCCGUGCCGAGUAGCGGAACUCGAGAUCCACGAAACGAGCCAUCUAGCUGGAGUUCUAGAUCGUCCGAGAACGUAAACAGAUGGAGCAAUUCAAGCAGCAUGGGAAACACGUUGCGGCAUCCAGUACCACCGACAUAUCAAAGUGGUCCUAUUCAAUCCAUGGGACUCACGGCACCUGGGACAGCACCGUCAUACGAUCGUUUCGAUCCGUACAAAUCGUCUAUGCCGAGCAUGAGAAAAUAUUGAUCUUGUCCCUCUGACAAUUCGUACCAUUAUAACGAAUAGCCACGAUCACGAUCUUUGCAUCGACGCGUUUUCACAACAAGAGGCACAUACGCGCGCGCGCGCCCACACUCAUUCACUCACACGUAUACACACGCACACCGAAUAAUUAUUAUUAUCAUUAUUACUAUUAUUAUUACGAUUGUUUACAUCGUCGACAAAUCAACACUUUAUCAUACUCGAGAAAUUUCUUGUACGUAUAGUUUGAAUAGAAACGCGAUUAUAUCGAGAAACCACGAUUCACGGGAAGCACGAAUGAUAUUCCUUGUUGACGUGUACGUCUUCGAAAUCUCUUUCCACGCAUCUCUCAUACUCGCGUUGCUAUUUUUCAAUUGAUUUUCGAACAAAUUUAACCAAACGAAAGGAAAACCUUUCGGAAGGACCGUCGAAUCUACGAGUUCGCGUUGUCUCCUCGAAUCGUUUCACCUCGACGAUUCGCCGCAAAAGGGAAUAAACAAGUGGUACUAUCACUACUAUAUUACUACUACUACUACUACUACUACUACUACUACUACUACU